Molecule: messenger RNA, 741 nt
Organism: Mytilus trossulus (common blue mussel)
Lineage: Eukaryota; Metazoa; Mollusca; Bivalvia; Mytilida; Mytilidae
Product: C1q-related factor-like
Exons: 3
Coding region: 1-741 (246 amino acids)
Molecular function (GO): protein binding
Source: RefSeq, a predicted model, not a curated record
AUGGCUAAAUAUCUCCAAUUUCUAGUACUUGUGGUGACUUCGUUGUGUGUAACAGCAUUUGACAAUGAAGAAGUUCUUCUACGACUAGGAAACAAUGAAAAGGACGUAAAGGAACUGAGACAAGAAAAUGCACAGCUUAAAAAGGAAAAUAGAUAUAUGCGUCAACUUAUAGGACGUUUGUCUGCCAAAAUAGACAUAAUAUCCAAUCUUGCCACUGAAAAGGUCACUGAAGAGGACUUAGAAAAUACACCAGCAUCGACCAAUAGUCGUAACGAAAUUCACUCAAAUGUAAAUACGAAAAGAUUAAUGUCAUCAUCGUUACCAGAUUACCUUGCUUUUGCUGCAAGUUUAAACACAACAAUCUCACACGUUGCAGCACACCAAGUAAUCAAAUACAAUGACAUAAUAACAAACGAGGGAAAUGGUUACGAUGCAACCCAGGGGAUUUUCAUAGCACCUGAAAGAGGCCUGUAUUUAAUUUCUGUUACUCUUUGGGAAUCUAUGAAUGAUCUUCAGAGAAUAGGUUUAGAUUUAGUUCUGAAUGGAAAGAAAGUGAUUUCAAUCUUUGCUGAUGGAGCUGGUACAAAUGAUUCAGCAAUGACUCAGACCCUGCCUUUAGUUCUGCAACAGGGAGACAGAGUUUGGGUUCGUACACACGACAAGUACGCUGGGUUCACGCUUUAUGGUACUGCAGAAUGGAACAUGAAUUCAUUCUCAGGAGUUCUCUUGACGUAUAUAUAA